AUGGAGGCCGCAGCGGUAGGAGUGACCCGGGCGGCCUCGCGGCGGCGGGAACGACAGCGGCAGGGGCUGGGGACCCCGGAAGAGCAGGAGCGGCGGCCGAAGCGGCAGUGGCCGGGGAGGAGAAUCAAAGAAGAUGAAGAAGAAGCAGUCUUUCGAGAAGUGGUCAGUUUUACUCCGGAUCCUUUGCCAGUUAGAUAUUAUGACAAGGACACUACCAAACCUGUCAGCUUUUACCUUUCUUCACUGGAGGAGCUCUUGGCCUGGGUGCCCCACGUGGAGGAUGGCUUUAACGUGGCUCUGGAGCCCUUGGCGCGGCGCCAGCCCCCCCUGAGCAGCCUGAGGCCCCGGACCUUGCUGUGCCACGACAUGAUGGGCGGGUAUCUGGAUGACAAGUUUAUUCAGGGUUCAGUGGUGCAGAACCCCUAUUCCUUCUACCACUGGCAGUACAUUGACAUCUUCGUGUACUUCAGCCAUCACACCGUCACCAUCCCUCCCGUAGGCUGGACCAACAUCGCCCACAGGCACGGGGUCUGCGUGCUGGGGACUUUCAUCACGGAGUGGAAUGAAGGGGGUAAGCUCUGCGAAGCUUUCCUGGCUGGGGACGAGCACUCGUACCAGGCAGUGGCUGACCGGCUGGUCCAGAUCGCUCAGUUUUUUCAUUUCGACGGCUGGCUGAUCAACAUCGAGAACUCGCUGAGUCCGACUGCCGUGGGCAACACACCUCGCUUCCUUCAGUACCUGACUGCGCAGCUUCAUCAGCAGGUCCCAGGGGGCCUGGUGCUCUGGUAUGACAGUGUGGUACAGAGUGGGCAGCUCAAAUGGCAAGAUGAACUCAAUGAGCAGAACAGGGUCUUCUUUGACUCCUGUGAUGGCUUCUUCACCAACUACAACUGGCGGGAGGAGCACCUGGAGCGGAUGCUGGGCCAGGCUGGGGAGCGCCUGGCUGAUGUGUAUGUGGGCGUGGACGUAUUUGCUCGGGGGAACGUGGUCGGAGGCCGAUUUGACACUGACAAGUCGCUGGAGCUAAUCCGAAAGCAUGGGUUCUCUGCGGCUCUGUUUGCCCCUGGCUGGGUGUACGAGUGUUUGGAGAAGACAGAUUUCCUCCAGAACCAGGACAAGUUCUGGCGGCUGCUGGAGCGCCAUCUGCCCACACAUAGCAUCUGCGCCUUGCCCUUUGUCACGACCUUCUGCCUGGGCAUGGGAACACGACGAGUCUACUAUGGCCAGGAGGAGGCGGUGGGGCCCUGGUACCACCCAAGUGCCCAGGAGAUCCAGCCCUUGUUUGGUGAACACAGGCUGGGAGGGCAUGGACAGGGCUGGGUGAAGACGCACUGCUGUCUGGCGGACGCCUGGCACGGGGGCAGCUCCCUGCUUCUCCGGGGGGCGAUCCCGCCUGAGGUUGGAAAUGUGGCCGUGAGGUUAUUUUCCCUGCAGGUCCCGGUGCCACCCAAACUUUUCCUGUCUCUGGUAUAUAAGCUUGAGGGGCCUACGGAUGUCAGGGUUGCUUUGGAGCUGACCACAGAGGAUGCUGGCAGCUGUCACAUCGGUGGCAUCUCAGUGUUGAAUGCAGAAACAAGCUCAAGACACAGCCCUCGACCCCUCCGGCUGCCCCCCACCAAGCUGGCCAGAUGGGCAGGCCGCUGUGGUCAGCCGCUGAGCGGGGGCUGGGUCCAGCGCUGCUAUGAGGUGAGCCUGCGCGGGUGCCUUCUGCAGGACCUCUUCAUUAGCUUCUCACGGCCGCCGGGCACCCGGGAGGAGGAGAGCUUCGUCUGUCGCCUAGGAGAGAUCCAGGUGGUGGAUGCCGUUAGCCUGCUGACUCCACUGCCCCAGGUGCAGGCCAUCACCGUUUCUCGUGUCCGCUGGCAGCAGGCUGCCUCUGAGACAGAGGGCUCCCCUGCCCGACUCCAGCUCAGCUGUACCCUGCACUGGUCCUACCUCCUUUCCCAAGUCCGCUGCUUCCGAGUCCACUGCCAGGGAAUGGCAAGAGGUGACUUUCCCGGCAGGGAGCCGUCAAGGCCAGAGAAGCCCAUGUUCCUGGGCCUGGCUUUUGCCAACCAGUACCGGAUAGUGGACCUGCUGGUGGAUGCCACUGCGGAUGGCCAGGAUGGUCGUGUGGAGUUCCUGGUGGAGCCUGUCCCCAAGGAGGGGCUUCUGGUACCUCAGGCUGAGUGGGGCAGGGUGGCCCUGCUCUACUCAGCCCCUGCGUGAGCGGACAUUAAAGCACAGCUGUCUCCUGCCUUUGGGCUGAGGUCCUUCCUGGCUGGCUACCUGGGGCCUGUGCUGGGGCCACCAAGUACGGGCAGUGGCUGCAAGUCCCAGGCCCUGAGGGCUGGGGUAGAAGACCUUGCUCCUCAGGACGCUGGGUCCC
Messenger RNA from Carlito syrichta (Philippine tarsier), 2368 nucleotides. It is a transcript of the gene ENGASE, whose product is annotated as endo-beta-N-acetylglucosaminidase. The record is from RefSeq and is a predicted model, not a curated record. Gene Ontology annotation, cellular component: cytoplasm. Lineage: Eukaryota; Metazoa; Chordata; Mammalia; Primates; Tarsiidae. Gene Ontology annotation, molecular function: mannosyl-glycoprotein endo-beta-N-acetylglucosaminidase activity. The transcript has 14 exons. Gene Ontology annotation, biological process: protein deglycosylation. The coding region runs from base 1 to 2208 and encodes 735 amino acids.